Molecule: messenger RNA, 1170 nt
Organism: Trichoplusia ni (cabbage looper)
Lineage: Eukaryota; Metazoa; Arthropoda; Insecta; Lepidoptera; Noctuidae
Exons: 5
Coding region: 99-737 (212 amino acids)
Source: RefSeq, a predicted model, not a curated record
UGUCACUUUUUUGGUACAUCAACAUCAUAUUUUUGUAAUUUUUUCUAAAUCUUCAGUCUCGUAAUUAGUUAAUAUAUACAAAAUAGAUUCAAACUAAAAUGGGUGAUGUGAGUGAUUCAAAGAGUGAUAAAAAAGAGCGUGUGAGAUGCGACGUCUGUCGUACCAUCAACUUAGCUAAACAUGUGAAGCACCCUAAACCAGACAUGCAAAUGUAUGAAAAAUGUACCCCCGUAGAAAAGUACAGCUGUCCUCGCGUCGCAGAACUCCCACUGAAACCUACCUGUAUCAAGGUUUGCAGUAGAGAAGAGUUCAAGUUAAAAAGAAGCGGCCAAGCUGUUGUGAUGCCUAGAAUGCCUCAUUACGUGCACGGAAAGCUUUUGUACGCCGUCAAAGCUGGAAUCCUAAUAGGCUCUGUUUACUUCACUUAUACACAAGGAGUGUGGGGCGACCAACAAGAAGUCACAGAAUGCCUCCGUCGUUGGCAGGAAUACAUUCGCAGCAUCAACACUAGACGUCCACCCAUCUUCGAUCACUGUGGUAACGUGAUUAAAAAAGAUACCGUGGAGAGUUUUGUGGCACCACUGUACGCCAUGUACAAAAGCGCCGUGACAACAUGUUUCGCGGGUGUAGUGAAGGUGCCGCUCAUAAUAAAAUGCGCGUACCUGGACUACCUAAAAGCCUUAGAGAAAAAACACGAGGAAGCCGCCUUGGAACGGAAAUUAAAGAGGAAGGGAUAAUCAUAAACACAACCCCCCCUAUGAUAAUUAACAACGUAAAUUAUAACUUUUAAAAUUACAAGUUGAGUUAGUUUCAAACUGUCAAAAAAAUUCAAAAGUUAGUCGUUGGAUCGACUAAGCACUAUUUGAUCGUUUAUUUUUGUCGUCCACUAACUUUGAUUAUAUUAUUAUCUAAGUUUUAGUGAAAUUUGUUUAUUAAUUAUCUAACAAGUGUCCAAGUUAACAUUUUAUAAAAUGCAUUCUAUGAAAUACCGUAAAAUGUCUAGUAUUGUUUAGUGCUUGCCGUACUAUAAUUUUUAAAUUCCUAACAUCGGAAUGUAGCAAUAUUUAAAAUUAUGGUGAGCAUAUAUACAAGGGAACGUAUUUUAAAAACAUAUUUAUUGUAUUGUUACUUAUUGUUAAAAAAGAGUAAUACAAAUCUUUGAAUGAUUUA